CGCAAUGUUAUUGUUUUUGCCAAGAUGGCCGUUGCAGUUUCGAGUCGUCCGGGAUGUGUGCUGCAACGCACGUUCUCUUGGCCAAACACAAGCUGCUCUCAUUCUGAAAGUGCCAAAACAUGCAGGGAGCCGCUCUUUUUAUUAUCUAUUGACCGCUAUGCGAAAGACUUGGGGUUUGGGAUUUUUUUCCCCGAAGCUAUUCACGCCUCAGAUAACCUUUACGAUGCCACAGUGAGCGAUGGCGACUGUAAACUACGGGUUACCAUUCACCCAGGCUUGAACCCGUUAGUCGAGAGGAACGAACUACGGUGUGGUUGCCAGCUCAGAAAUGUCACCUUUUCUCACGUCAUUGGGCUGGAGGGAAGGAAUGAGGGAGACGAAUGUCCUACCUAUCGGGUGAUGAAUUUGGAGGUGGAUGUGGAGGCCGGUUUUGAUGCUGGUCUCGAGGCAUUCUGUGGGAUUGACAUAGAUGCCCUUCCGUGGUUUGGGCUAGAGGGAGACAACCGGCCCAGUCUCCUCCCGUUGCGGGCCAAGAGGAGCUCAUACCUUCCUAUGUGGAAUAACCAGGAUUAUUACGGUGAAAUGUGGAAAGACACCGCCCCAACGGAGCCCAUAGACAAAUCAUCAUCAGACUCUGGCGAAGAGACCGAAGACCUGCAGCCUACGGUCACCCUACGAGAGGUCAGACAGGCGUUCCUGUGUAGGUCUCGGGUCAUCAAGGGGAUUCUCAUCGUCCGGAUUCUGCACAAGUCUCGGCUGUUCUAUUACGGAAAGGCAGAAAGUAACUGCGAGUGUCCCUACAAGGCAGUGUUUGAGGUGGCAGACAGAUCGGGCCAAGCCUCUGUGGUUCUGUGGAACACCCUUUGUAUGGACUGGUAUCGCAUUGUACACCCUGGAUCCACCCUGAGGCUGGCCCACUACAGAGUGAAGGAGAGCUACAACAGCAGGACAGGAGAGAAUGCAAAGGAUGAUAUUGAGAUCAGCCUGAACUCCAGGAAUCCUUCAGCAGACAUCUCCUUAAUCCCAAAGAAAGAUGUCCUCCCACAGUGGCAUCUGCCUCACUCCCCUUACAACUUCUGCUGCGGGAAAGAGAUUGUGACCUGUCCUGUGGGGAGUACUUGUGAUGUCAUUGGUCUAGUGGUGUUUGUUGGUCGACCAGAACGCACCAGGAACAAAGACAGACAUGGGGUGGAAUUAUGGGAAUACCGGUGGCUGCAAUUGGAGGAUGGGACCACGGAACAGCCAGUAAUGGUGAAACUUUUCUCCACUUCCCAGCCAGAGAUACACUCUAACAUACACCCAAUGGCAAUAAUGGUGUGCACAAAUGUCCAGCUGAUGAGGGUCGGUCCUGACAGGACCACAUCUUUUCAGUACCUGACCAAUACGAGCCUCACGCAGGUGUACUGCACAGGCUCCGGCCAUCACUCAACGAUGCCCUACAGGCGACUCCGCCCCGUGAGGCAGUUCAUCCAAUGGCUGCAGACGGUGGAUGAGAACAGAGCGCUCAGCAAGGCUGUGAUUGGAGGAUUUUUCACCUAUCCGCCUCUUCCCGUCUCUCUGGAGAUGUACAUGAGGGACAGAAAUGGGGAGCCGGGCCUGGUGACCGGAGUGGAGCUGAGGAGGGAGGCCGAGAAGCUGCAGUACAGAGAGAGCCGCACGCUCGCCAUCCAGGCCACCGUGAGUGCUGUGUCACACGUCAGGACUGGAGAGGAGGAGGGCUGUUCGGCUCUCACGGAUUGGACGGCCUGGUCGCCUUCCGCCUCUUCUACUUGCUCCAGAGCGCCCGUCGCCCGUCCGUCCCCGCCCUCCUCGAUCACUCUUAGCCCCAGGUCUCCCAGGCUCAGGGUGCGGCACGGGCCUUUAGGCAGCGGCAGGUCUGCGAAGAGAAGACUGUUCCACACUGUAGAACCUCCCAGAAAAAGACUACCUUUGCCACUCCACUCCACCCAACUGACUGACCCUGAGGAGGAUGCAGACAGAGACUUCAGCCUGUGGGAUGCCUCAAUGGAAUUCCUCGAUAAGGCCGUAGAGGAUGAGAGCGACGACGACGACGACGAAGAAGAAGACAGCGGUUCGGCCGCGUCGUUCUUCACUGCUCCCAGCAGCCCCUGCUCCCCCCGCAGGACCGCGCUGGGCCUGGCCCGGGCGGCCAGCGAGACCGUACCGCGGCAGUUCUGCCCCCAGCGCCGGGAGGUGCAGGCCGCGGCCGUGGGCCUCCAGCCGGCCAGUCUCCAGGACACCCUGCCCAAAGGGAAACUGGGCACCUUCGCGCCCGCGGACUGCUACGACGGACACUACACCCUCUCUCUCAGAGAGCUCACUGACGGUGGGAUGGUAGAUGCUCUCUUUCUCCCCGGCUCCCCGGGGAACCUCCACUGGCGCCCGUACCCCCACCCGCACGUCAACAGCUGGGAGGCCAUCCUGUCCCACGGGGGCUUCUCUCCCUCCGCACCCCCUCCCGCACCCUCUGAUCUGAUUGCCAUGGCGACGCAGCUGACCGGUAAGAGGCUGGUGUGUGUACUGGAGGUGUGUCAGCUGGGCAGCGGCAGAGUGGAGAUUGUGCUGACCCGUGCGUUUCCCCUGAAAGAUUGAGAGGGCAGCUGAUACGUUUCGGGAUGGGAACCCAGACAAAGACAGUAUUGUAGCACACAUUUAACAGUUUUAUAACCAGUUAUAAAUGCAAUUUUGUUCCAGUCCAUUACAAACAUUUCUGUGAAUAUUUUUGUUUAAACCCAAGUUGAUGUUUAAAUUGUGACUUAUUUGUGCCAAGCAGUUUAAAACUACAACCCCACGUCUCAAAAGAGGCUCUUAUACCCUUAGAAGUUCAAACAUUUUUUCUGCCAUAAUCAGCUUUUAGUGAAUGCCUUUUUCAGACUUGUGGUAUCCUGGAAGAUGUUGGGAAGUAGAAUUGUCAAAGGUUUAAUUUAUAUUGGUUAAUUAUUGAGAAAAGCACUACAAAGGCACUUUUGUUUUUUCUUUUAAUAUUUGAUAAUACUAUUACAUAGUAAUAUUAUUUCCCUGCUGUUCUAAUACUAUUAUUUAUUGAAGCCUUAUUUAUUUGCCACUUUUCUUAUUUUUUCCUAAUGCACUGCAUUUGUUAAAGUGCGUAGAGUUUAUACUAUGUAUAUCUUGCCUGAUCUAAUUGUGUUUGCGUGUUGAAUUGAGUUGGCCUACAGAGGCAGGAGGCUGCCUGGUAUUAAGGGGGGGGGGGGGGGGUCUAUUGUCUAGAAGGCUAGUGGUUACAGUCCAGUGACUGAAAACAAGGAUCCCUAAGAACAACAUUAAGGGUGUUAUUCUUCUGGGGGAGGGUGACAAAUGCCAAGGGAAUUCUCUUUUAGUUAAGGAACUGAAAGCAAUGGUUGUUACAGCUGUAUGUCGUUGGAUCUGGAAAGAAAUCUCACUAAAUAGCAGAGGUACACUAUUUUAUGUUGAGGACAUAGUAUCACUAAUGCUUUUUUCUGUUUUCUGUUCUCCAUUGUUGUUUCCCAUUUUCAAAAUGUUUUUUUAUUCUCUUCUGUCAACUGCAGAUGUCAGCUGUCAAUCUUUCUUACUGUGAAAUAAAAGUUUGGAGCCAGCUCAGCUGCGAAAAUAA
This is a messenger RNA of Anguilla anguilla (European eel), 3592 nucleotides long. RefSeq names its product RPA-related protein RADX. NCBI's taxonomy places the organism in Eukaryota, Metazoa, Chordata, Actinopteri, Anguilliformes, Anguillidae. Gene Ontology annotation, molecular function: single-stranded DNA binding. The transcript has 15 exons. Gene Ontology annotation, cellular component: replication fork. The coding region runs from base 25 to 2592 and encodes 855 amino acids. The record is from RefSeq and is a predicted model, not a curated record. Gene Ontology annotation, biological process: regulation of DNA repair.